Molecule: messenger RNA, 4185 nt
Organism: Brienomyrus brachyistius
Lineage: Eukaryota; Metazoa; Chordata; Actinopteri; Osteoglossiformes; Mormyridae
Product: partitioning defective 3 homolog
Biological process (GO): establishment of cell polarity; establishment or maintenance of epithelial cell apical/basal polarity; intracellular protein localization
Cellular component (GO): adherens junction; cell cortex; apical plasma membrane
Molecular function (GO): phosphatidylinositol binding; protein binding
Source: RefSeq, a predicted model, not a curated record
UCGGGAGGCAGUACCGGCAGUGACCAGGGCGGGGAGACGCCGACCGCCGGCUUGGAGCACGGAGUACGGCGACAAACAGGUGGUCAGAAGCGCUCGCUUAAAGCAGUCCCCAGCAUGGGGAAGAGGUGAAGGAUCCCACCGUGCCCCGCUUCUCUGAAGACGCAGUAGACGUUUAAUGCACAGCGGAGCGGCGCCGAAGGUGCCCGUCCGCCUCUAGGAUUUCGGAACGGACCGGAUCGUAAAGUAAAACAUGAAAGUGACAGUGUGCUUCGGGAGGACCCGGGUGGUGGUUCCGUGCGGAGAUGGGAAUAUCAAAGUGCACAGCCUGAUCCAGCAAGCGGCGAUGCGAUACAGGAAGGCGAUCGCCAAGGAGCCCGGUUAUUGGUUGCAAGUUCACCGCCUGGAGCAUGGUGAUGGCGGCAUCCUGGACCUGGACGACGUUCUGUGCGACGUGGCAGACGACAAGGAUCGGCUGGUGGCCAUUUACGACGAGCAGGACCCCCACCACGGCGGCGACGGCACCAGCGCCAGCUCAACCGGCACGCAGAGCCCCGACAUGUUUGGCAGCGAGCUGGGAUCAGCCAACAUGUCCGCCCUGCCGCCGUACCAGGUCAACAGCGAGAUCGAGGUCACGCCCUCGGCCCUCAAGACCAACAUGCGCCUCCGCGUGCGGCGCAGCAGUGACCCCGACAAGCCUGCGGGGUCCCCCUCCCUCAUCGAGGCCCCAGAGGAACCUUCCCGCAAGAACCCGACACGCUGGUCCACCACGGCCGGCUUUCUGAAGCAGAACACGGCACCACGGACUGGCAGCCUGGAGCGCAAGGGUAAAGGUCAGGACACGUACCGGAGUCUCCCUCGUGACGGCGCCGGCUGGGCCAGUCAGUUCCAGCGGGAGAAUGCACGCUCAUCCCUCAGCGCCAACCACCCCAUGGUGGACCGAUGGCUGGAGCGCCAGGAGCAGGAGGAAGACAUGCGUGAGGAGGAGAAUGGGCGGAUUGAGCCGGUGGGCCGCGCAGAUUCUGGCCAGGAACACACUUCAGUGCUGUCUCUGGACGACAUUGUAAAACCAGUUGAGGUCUGCAAUGAUGGUGGCCCGCUGGGAAUCCAUGUAGUGCCUUUCAGUGGGCGCGACCGAAGGACACUGGGGCUGCUGGUGAAGCGGCUGGAGCAGGGAGGCAAAGCGCAGCAGGAGAAGCUCUUCCAGGAGAACGACUGCAUUGUGCGCAUCAACAACGGCGACCUGCGCAACAUCCGCUUCGAGCAAGCACAGAAUAUGUUCCGUCAGGCCAUGAGGUCGCCUGCCAUCCUUUUCCACGUUGUCCCAGCGGCUCGCAAAGCCGAGUAUGAGAGACUCUCCCAAAGCGAGAUGGGUGGCCGUCUGAGCCCCGAUUCACUGGACCACGCACCCCAGAGGCUGGGCCCAUCGGGGCCCUUCUACUCUCCGCUACCUCACGCGGUUGGCCCCACCAGCAAACCUGCUGGCUCCCCCCAGAGGCCCCUCAACUCCACGUCCUCAUCUGGCUAUACCAAGAAGGUUGGCCGGAGGUUCACCAUGCAGCUGAAGAAAGGUCCAGAAGGCUUGGGCUUCAGCAUCACGUCUCGCGAUGUGCCCAUAGGGGGCACCGCGCCCAUCUAUGUGAAAAACAUCCUGGCUCGCGGGGCUGCAAUCCAAGAUGGCCGACUGAAAGCAGGGGACCGGCUGCUGGAGGUGAAUGGCGUGGACAUCAAUGGGAAGACCCAGGAGGAAGUCGUGGCUUUGCUCCGGGGGACACCGAUGGGCGGUAUGGUGGGGCUACUGGUCCUCAGACAGGAGGACGCCUUCCUGCCCAGAGAAGUGAGAGCAGAGCCUCCACAGAUGCAAGGUCCCAGACUUUUGAAAGCCACCGAGGAGGAGCUGGUACUGACCCCAGAUGGCACCCGGGAGUUCCUUACUUUUGAGAUCCCGCUGAACGAUUCCGGUUCUGCGGGGCUGGGUGUCAGCGUCAAGGGUAACCGCUCCAAAGAGAACCACGCCGAUCUGGGCAUCUUUGUCAAGUCCAUCAUCAACGGCGGUGCAGCGUGUAAGGAUGGGAGGCUCCGGGUGAACGAUCAGCUGAUUGCGGUGAACGGUGAAUCACUGCUGUGCAAGACCAACCAGGAUGCUAUGGAGACUCUGCGCAAGUCCAUGUCCACCGAGGGCAACAAGCGGGGCAUGAUCCAGCUCAUCGUUGCCAGGAGGGUCAGCAAACGCAGCGAGCUGGAAAGUUCCGGAACCCACCCUAGGCGGGCAGCCCCCCCGAGCUGCUCAUCACAGGACCGCGAGCGCCGGAUCUCGCAUUCUUUCUAUGGAGAGGAGCAGGAUGAGGGCAUGGCGGCGCGCACUGCAGCGAGGGCUCGGAUGAUGGGUAACUACCAGCUUUCCCCCACUGUAAACAUGCCCCAGGACGAUAUGGUCAUCAUCGAGGAUGAUAGGCUGCCUGGACUGCCCCUCCACCUGUCCGAUCAGUCGUCUUCCAGCUCCCAUGAUGAAAUGGUCUUCACCAUGGAUAAUCCAACCUCCUGGCCAAAAGACAUACUCCUGCAGAAUGAGUGUUCCCUGAGUCCUGACGUGGACCCUGAUGGCAUCUUUCAGAGGGAGGGCUUCGGCCGCCAAAGCAUGUCAGAGAAGCGGACCAAGCACUUCGGAGACUCCUCCCACCUGGAGAUCAUGAAGACCCGCAAGUCUAAGAGCAUGGACCUCGUCGCGGACGAGAUUAACCUCACGCCCCGCUCAGAGGAGAUCCCAGGCUCUCCGACAAGAGAUGUGGGCCCAUCUCUAGGCCUCAAGAAGUCCAGCUCCCUGGAGAGCCUGCAGACAGCCGUCGCUGAGGUCAUGUCGAACGGCGACGUCCCGUUCCACCGGCCGCGACCGCCCAUCAUCCGCGGCAGGGUCUGCAAUGAGAGCUUCAGGGCCGCCAUCGACAAGUCAUACGACCGGCCGGCCGCCGACGAGGAUGACGAGGGCAUGGAGACACUGGAGGAGGACACAGAGGAGAGCUCCCGCUCCGGACGGGACUCCGUAUCCACCUCCGCCGAUCUGCCGCUGCCAUCCGGGGGGUGGCCCAGGGAUGACAGGACGAGUGACGGGGGGGGCCGGGCCAAGGAGCAGAGGAAGAAGGACAAGUCGCUGAAGGACAAGAGGAAGUCAGAGAGGGACAAAGAGAAGGAGAAGGAGAAGAGCAAGGCUAAGAAGGGCAUGCUGAAGGGCCUGGGGGACAUGUUCAGGAUUGGAAAGCACCGGAAAGAUGAGCGGCCAGGUGAGCGAGGCGGAGUGGAACGCAAGGCAUCCAGCAAAUCGAAGGCGGGGGAGAUGCAGGAGUCCGACGAGGAGGCGCAGCGGAUGAAGAUGGAGAAGGAGAGAAUCCAGGCCAAAACGCGGGAGAUCCGGGAGAGACAGGCACGGGAGCGCGAGUACGCCGAGAUCCAGGACCUGAGCCUGGUGUCUGGUUCCGAGGAGGAGCACCUGUACGCGGGCAUCGGCUCCAUCGCCUCCUUCGACUCCUCGCUGGACAGCGGCCACAGCCUGUCCUUGUACAACCAGCCACGGGGCCCUGGAGAUGACAAGCAGACCGCGGAGUCGCUGUACGCCCAGGUCAACAAGUCCCGCAAUGGACACCCUCCCUCCGGUGACAGGUAGGGGGUGCCGUCCUCGCUUUGUACAUUUGUUGGUCGACUUGGGCUCCUCAUUGUGUUCGGAUGAUCACCCCACCCCAAGAGGUUCAAAUCUUGCUGUACGCGCAAAAGAAAACACAUUUUUAUCUCCCCUUUGUACACCUUGGAAGCGGGUCAAGCAUCCGUGUAAUCUAAUCAUUUCCAGGGUGUGAAAAUGGAAUGAUUGCCACUCUGCUACUCCCAUUUUGUGUCAUAGUCUUUGGUUGUGUCACUGUCCCCAGCAGUGGGGGGGAAGCACAUCUUUCCAUCUUCACACACUUCCUGUACAUGGAUGACACGGUCUUCAAGUCAAAUGAAAUAUUUAAUAUUAGGACAAAUCUCUGGGUGUUUUCAUGCUAUAAAAACUAGCUGACGCAUAGGCCCUGUUAUUGCUGGUGGUGCGUGGUUGUUCUCCGGGGCUUCGUCUGUCUGUCCGUACAUCCCUCCAUCCACCCCCUUGCCUCUUCUUUUUGCAGUUCCUCCCACCUCGCUGCUGUCUUUUCACCAUGCGGAGGU